Molecule: messenger RNA, 2286 nt
Organism: Gavia stellata (red-throated loon)
Lineage: Eukaryota; Metazoa; Chordata; Aves; Gaviiformes; Gaviidae
Gene: JPH3
Product: junctophilin 3
Exons: 5
Coding region: 1-2286 (761 amino acids)
Biological process (GO): regulation of synaptic plasticity
Cellular component (GO): endoplasmic reticulum membrane; plasma membrane; junctional membrane complex
Source: RefSeq, a predicted model, not a curated record
AUGUCCAGUGGGGGAAGGUUUAAUUUUGACGAUGGAGGGUCGUACUGUGGAGGCUGGGAGGACGGAAAGGCUCAUGGCCACGGAAUCUGUACCGGCCCGAAGGGUCAAGGUGAAUAUUCGGGCUCCUGGAGUCACGGCUUUGAGGUGCUGGGGGUCUACACUUGGCCCAGCGGCAACACUUACCAGGGCACCUGGGCGCAGGGCAAGCGCCAUGGCAUUGGCACGGAGAGCAAGGGGAAGUGGGUGUACAAAGGAGAGUGGACCCACGGAUUUAAGGGACGGUACGGGGUCCGAGAAUGCACUGGAAACGGGGCCAAGUACGAAGGCACCUGGAGCAAUGGAUUACAGGAUGGCUACGGGACAGAGACCUACUCGGAUGGAGGGACAUACCAGGGCCAGUGGGUCGGAGGGAUGCGCCAGGGUUACGGCGUCCGGCAGAGCGUUCCCUACGGCAUGGCUGCGGUUAUCAGGUCACCCCUGAGGACGUCCAUCAACUCCCUGCGCAGCGAGCACACCAACGGCACGGCGCUGCACCCCGACUCCUCGCCGGCGGUGGCCGGCAGCCCCGCCGUCUCCCGGGGUGGCUUCGUCCUCAUGGCCCACAGCGACGCCGAGAUCCUCAAGAGCAAGAAGAAGGGCAUCUUCCGGCGGUCGCUGCUGAGCGGGCUCAAGCUCCGUAAGUCCGAGUCCAAGAGCUCCUUGGCCAGCCAGCGGAGCAAGCAGAGCUCUUUCCGGAGCGAAGCGGGGAUGAGCACGGUCAGCUCCACCGCCAGCGACAUCAACUCCACCAUCAGCCUGGGCGAGGGCGAAGCCGAGCUUUCCGUCAUCGAAGAUGACAUCGACGCCACCACCACCGAGAUCUACGUCGGCGAGUGGAAGAAUGACAAGCGGUCGGGCUUCGGGGUGAGCCAACGCUCAGACGGGCUGAAGUACGAGGGAGAGUGGGCCAACAACAAGCGUCACGGCUAUGGCUGCAUGACCUUCCCUGACGGCACCAAGGAGGAGGGCAAGUACAAGCAGAACGUCCUGGUCAGCGGCAAGAGGAAGAACCUCAUCCCGCUGCGGGCCAGCAAGAUCCGCGAGAAGGUGGAUCGGGCCGUCGAGGCGGCCGAGCGGGCGGCCACCAUCGCCAAGCAGAAAGCGGAGAUCGCGGCGUCCAGGACCUCUCACUCCAGGGCCAAGGCGGAGGCGGCUGUGACGGCGGCGCAGAAAGCUCAGGAGGAAGCGCGGAUCGCCAGGAUCACUGCCAAAGAGUUUUCGCCUUCCUUCCAGCACAGGGAAAAUGGGCUCGAAUGCCAGAGACCGAAGCGCCAGAACUCGAGCGAUGACAUUGAGGUCCUCUCCACCGGGACGCCUCUCCAGCAAGAGAGCCCCGAGCUGUACCGCAAAGGGACCACCCCGUCCGACCUGACUCCCGAUGACAGCCCGCUGCAGAGCUUCCCUGCCAGUCCCUCCUCCACGCCGCCCCUGGGUCCUUCCUGCCGGAACAAGAGCGCUCACUUCUCCAGGCAGGUCUCGGUGGAUGAAGAGAGGGGUGGGGAGAUCCAGAUGUUGCUGGAGGGACGCGGCGGGGAUUACUUGCGCCCCAACAGCUGGAGCGAAGAGAAGGUCGGCGGGACUCGCGGCGUGAGAAGCGGGACGCUGCGCAGCGGUCAGCUGGGGUCAGCCUCCGUCCCUGAAGACUACAGAGGUCGGAGUGGAGGACACAAACAUUCGGCCUCCAACCACAAGCAGAGAGAGAGGUGGACAGAUUCCCCAGCCACGGUUUCAUGGACUUCCCACCACAGGUCUCACAACCACAGCUCAGGGAGCUCCAAACUGCUUGAGCUGGAUGAGGAGAAGAUGAGCAAUUAUGAGAUGGAGAUGAAGCCCCUCAUGAGGAUGGAUUCUUAUAUGCAAGAGAUUCACACCCAAAAAAGACACUAUAGCAAAGGGGGACCCUGCAGGAGCAUGGCUGACGACCACCGCGGGGAAGACCGGGGCUUCGGGGUUCAGAGACUGAGGUCUAAGUCCCAGAACAAAGAGAAUUUCAGGCCAGCUUCCUCUGCCGAGCCCACGGUGCAGAAACUGGAAAACCUGAGAUUCGGGGACAAAGCUGAACCUCGGCUACUAAGGUGGGACUUAACCUUCUCCCCGCCACAGAAAUCCUUACCUGUUGCACUAGAAUCUGAAGAGGACAAUGGGGAUGCGCUCAAAUCCAGUACGGGCUCGGCUCCCAUCCUGGUAGUCAUGGUGAUCUUACUAAAUAUUGGAGUCGCCAUUUUGUUUAUUAACUUUUUCAUCUAA